CUUGGCCGCAGUGGAGGCGCUCUCGCUCGGCUGCAUCUGGGUCAGUGAGUCGGGCCCGCGUCGUCCCUCUCCGAAGCGGUGCGCAGCGUUCAAAGUCGCGGUGUCGGGAAAAUGCAAGCGAACUGGAACCGGGCAGGAGCGGCAGACCGAGCUGUCAUGCCGCAACGGAGCCCAGAACGGCGACUCGACAGCGGGAGAGGUUGCCAAUGGACUCCCGCCUGUCUCCUCCAACAAUAAUGGCAACUCCGUGAGCAACAAUAACAACAAUGGAGUGACAGCGGCGAGCGAGCUGAGCAGCAGCCCGCAGAUCGACGUCUCCUCGGCGGGGAAGAAGAAAAAGCGCCUGUCCCAGUCCGAAGAAGAUGUGAUCCGGCUCAUAGGACAACAUUUACACGAUUUAGGGCUCAAUCAGACGGUGGACCUCUUGAUGCAGGAGUCCGGCUGUCGACUGGAGCAUCCUUCAGCCACAAAGUUUCGGAACCACGUCAUGGAGGGAGAGUGGGACAAGGCUGAGAGUGACUUGAACGAGCUGAAGGCGCUGAUGCAUUCUCCCAGCGCUAUUGUGAGGAUGAAGUUCCUGUUGCUGCAGCAGAAGUACCUGGAGUUCCUGGAGGACGGGAAGGUUCUGGAGGCUCUGCAGGUUCUGAGGGCCGAGCUCACUCCUCUGAAGUACAACACUGAGAGGAUACACGUGCUCAGCGGGUACCUGAUGUGCAGUCACGCUGAGGACCUCCGAGCCAAAGCCGACUGGGAGGGAAAAGGCACCGCGUCUCGGACCAAACUCCUGGACAAACUACAGACGUACCUGCCCCCCUCGGUGAUGCUGCCCCCUCGGAGGCUCCAGACUCUGCUCAAACAGGCCGUGGAGCUGCAGAGGGAGCGCUGUCUGUACCACAACACCAAACUGGUCUCAGGACUGGACUCUGUGUCUCUGCUGCUCGACCACACCUGCAGCCGGAAGCAGUUCCCGUGCUACACUCAGCAGAUCCUGACUGAACACUGUAACGAGGUUUGGUUUUGUAAAUUCUCCAACGACGGAACUAAACUGGCCACAGGCUCAAAAGACACAACCGUCAUCGUGUGGCAGGUCGACCUGGAGACUCACAGUCUGAAGAUGCUGAAGACUCUGGAGGGUCAUGCGUACGGCGUGUCAUAUCUGUCCUGGAGUCCUGACGACGUUUACCUCAUCGCCUGUGGCCCCGACGACUGCUCCGAACUGUGGCUGUGGAACGUGCAGACGGGCGAGUUACGGACCAAAAUGUCUCAGUCUCACGAGGACAGUCUGACCAGCGUGUCGUGGAACCCAGACGGCAAGCGUUUCGUCACCGGGGGGCAGCGUGGACAGUUCUACCAAUGUGACCUGGAUGGAAACCUGCUGGACUCCUGGGAGGGGGUGCGGGUGCAGUGUCUGUGGUGUCUGAGCGACGGACGCACAGUUUUAGCCUCAGACACUCACCAACGAAUCAGAGGCUACAACUUUGAGGACCUCACUGACAGAAACAUAGUGCAAGAGGACCAUCCCAUUAUGUCGUUCACCGUCUCUAAAAACGGCCGCUUGGCGCUGCUGAACGUGGCGACUCAGGGCGUGCACCUUUGGGACCUGCAGGACCGGGUGCUGCUGAGGAAGUACCAGGGUGUCACCCAGGGCUUCUACACCAUCCACUCCUGCUUCGGGGGACACAACGAGGACUUCAUCGCCAGCGGCAGCGAAGAUCACAAAGUGUACGUGUGGCACCGUCGCAGUGAGUUGCCCAUCGCGGAGCUGAGCGGGCACACUCGGACAGUGAACUGUGUGAGCUGGAACCCCGCGGUGCCCGGGCUCCUGGCCAGCGCCUCUGAUGACGGAACGGUCCGGAUCUGGGGUCCCGCUCCUUUCAUGGACCUGCCUGAAGCAGAGGGCCUAAGUGAGUGCUGCAGCAUGGACAGCUGAUAGUCGCUUCUACCACUCAGACUUUUCUCUCACCUGACACCUGGACAAAGGGACGAAUUUUCUGAACAGCCAUUGGACAGCGGCUCGUGUGUGGGCGGGACAUAAAAAAAGGGAGUCACCAAAACUAUGAACCAAUCAAAACACUGAUGUCAGGCUCCCAUUUUUGAAAGACCCGCCUCCUCCCCUUUGGACCACAACACCCAAAUCCUAAUAUUUAUUACCAAUGUUAUUUAAUCUCCACAGAAAAUGGAGGACCUCUCAUGAGAAUCUACUCGCAGCGUAUUUGAAGGAUGUAUCGGCCACUUGAAGAAAUACUUUUUAAAUUGAAAUGCUUUUAAAGAUGUUUUUGUUUUGUUUUUGGUCCCUGGUUUACAUUGCUUUGACGUGCAAUGACUGAGCAUGUUGCCUCGAGAGAAAUUACAUUUGUAUAAGAUGUCACUACAUUUGAGUUCAGAUGGAGGCAGGAACUGAUCACAACUGGCGCUGACGUGCAACUUUGCCUGAUUCUUACUGCUUUUUGUGCAUGAAGAGCGCCCCCUGCACUUGAAACAAAGCACUACAUUGAAUAGUCACGAGUCGAGUUGAUUCAAUUCAAACUUUAUUCUUAAAAAUGUUCCUUUAUGUGGCAUUAACUCUACUUUUUCAUUCACCAAUUUUGAUAAUGGUGCUUAAUGGGAAUGAAAGACAGUAUUUAUUAUAGGGACAGUGAAAAUUAAUGAGCUACUGUGUAAAUUACAGUGUAAAUGGGAGCACAGAACCAAGAUUUUAACUUCUCGUCUUGUCCAGAAUACUCACUUCUUCAGUACUUUAUGAAAAUCUGCGUUGGGUCAAUCUAUUCACGCUUACCAGAAGACGUUUGGAAACAUGCGGAUUACGACUUCCAGUGUAGCUACGACACUCAGCAUGUGAUAAAACCGUGGAUUCAGCAGCAGUGUCUUCACAACCUGCCAAAGACUUCCAUGAGGGGCGUGACUUUAAAAAAAAUAAAUCAAUAAAAUUAGAUAAAUUAUAAAACACAAAUUAAUAGGCAAGUUAUAAAAGCAAAAAAGAAAGAAUACAAUGACAUCUAGAUAAAGAAAACCAGGCAAUUUUCUCAGUUACCCUGCGUUCGAUUAUCCUUCCAAAUCGGUUUUCCGAGGAAGUUGCCUUGAGACACGGAGCGACUCGGACCUCGGUGGUGGAAAAAGCAGACCGAGCAAGGAUUCCGAGUCAGAAUCCAAGAUAGCUCUGCCUACUGUGAUGUGUAAAUAUGAAGUGUUUUCAUUGUGUCUGGACACUUUGGUGGUUUAAAUGACAGUUCUCCAUGUCACUGCCUGUGGGUUUGAUAGUCAGUGUUGUGGUGAGGCCAGUAUUGAAAAAAUACUUGGUUUAACAGGCGUUAAGGUUGUAACGGAAGAGAAAUCAUAACAUAAAAAGAAGUGCAAAUGUCAAAAAUAAAAAAAAAUUAAAAUGAAAUUAAAAAUUAAAGUGGAUGAGGGAAUAGUCAUGAUCAUAAUCCACGUAGUCCGACACGCGAAACAUAAUAAUACGCUUCAAGAUCGGAUAUGGCGUCAAAUCCGAGGUCCAAGUGGAAGUCGAAAGAUAAUCGUAUGCAGGGUUAGGAUCUCCAACAAAGCCCAAAGCCCGCAUGUUUCCAAAAGUCUUCCAGUUCUGUGACGUAAGCGUGAAUAGAGCCCACUGGUAAAUCUCUCAGUUCAGAGUUCAGUGAUUGACAGGUGGAUUAGCCAAUCAGAGACACUCAUGGUCCAACCGAUCAAAAAAAAAAGGCUGCCUAUGAUGAAAAAAGAGAUUAAAAAAUAUCUCGAGCGACUGAAAAACAUGACAGAUCAAAAAUGAAAAAUGAAAAGACCCGUGAGCUCCUUGGUCUCACGUGCGUCAGUGAAAUAAACAAAUCUGACUGGACGAUCCUGCUUGGUUCUAGAUCAAGAUGCGGCUCAUUGUUAUAAAAAAAAAUACAGAGUGAAACCAGUUUGAAUUCCCAGGUCUAAAUCAUCGCAAAAAAAUCAUAAAAUCGUGAUGUUUCUUUUCACAAUUAUCAUAACACUAAGACUUGAUAUGGUGACGUCUCUAGUAUUUGUUUUCCACGUGGCCUCUGCUCUUCCUGCGUCCAUCUGAACUUUGCACUAAACUGGAUCAUGAUUUUGUCGUUCGCUGCCUGAUUUGAACCAAACGCUUUUCCUUUUGGCCUUUGACCUUUAUUUAUUUAUUUGCGCGUUGUUUUUUCCUGUUACACCUUUACGCUUUUAGCUCUAAGUCUGUUUUUUUGUUUGUUUUUUUCUUCAGUGUAGCGUUUCAUGGCGUCUGUUUUCUUGGAUUGCUGAAAUGUUUAUGAAAUGUAUUUAUUUGGAUUUUUUGCUUUUCGAUUUUUAUCUUUGUUUGUUUCAGUUUGUUUUGGGGUGGUGCAGUUUAGGUAGGACACACUCACUCAUGAAAAAACGUCCAUAUUUUUCAAACUAAGUAGCCUACAUUUUUCAUAUCCAGUAAACAGACCAAAGCCAAUUCAACGUGACUUAUUAAAAGACAAUUUUGUGCCAUGAUAAAUAGUAAAGACAAAUUAUCAUUAUUGUUAUUAUUUAUUAUUAUUACUAUUAUGUGUCUAAAUUAUGUUAAUGAAAUUGUUAAAAAUAGACAAACUACGCCACUGGGCUAUUUCUGAUUGUUACACUUACCCAUUAUCACUACAAGUUUUGAUCAUUUUAACAUGAUAUUAAAGGUGCAAUGUGGAGGGUUUGGCACUGUCUUGUCUCCAUGGAGAUGUUUUUGCGUUGCCUUGAAUAUUCCACAGUAUGGCAUUACACUUACCAUAUUUUUCAGACUAAGUUGCUUCAGAGUUUAAGUCGCACAAACCAAAAAAUGCGGAAUGAAGAAGAAAAAAGCAUAUUUAAGUUGCACUUUUUGGGGGAAAUUUAUUUUAGAAAAUCAGAGACCAGGAACUGACAAUUUCCUUGUGAAAGUCAAGUUCUAGUAAAAACAACAGAACAGAGAACAACAGACUGUUAACGUCACAUAUGAACAGUUCUUCAGAUAAACUAUAACAUAAACAACAGAACAGAACAAGUUUAACAAACUCUUCAUCUCACUCCAAAUCACUAAAUCUGUUCAAUUCUUCAUCCUCGGUGUCACUUCUGAGCAACUCCACAACCUCCGGAGGUAAACAGAGCGCCGCUUCCUCUUCUGUGUCACUGUUGUCAGACUCGGCAUCAGUUCUAGUUAGAAUUAUUCCGGCCUUUCUGAAUCCCGACAGGAUGGUUUCGGUGUCACUGAAGUCCAGGUUUUGUUGAUUCCAUCCAGUGACUUCCAGAAAAUUUGCAUGGCGCACCCUCCCGGUUACUCUCUCCAAACUUUCUUUCUGCUACUCGAUUACCACUUUCAGCUGCAUGUUUUACUACUUGCAGCAAGACAGAGGCUCUUUCUGCAGGAGACAUGCGCAGUAGAGCGAAGUGACAGUGGUACAGGAGGAACAGGAGCAGCAGAUACUCACACACAAGACUAGAGUGCCCUCUGUUGGCUGUCAGUGUGAACAUUUUAAUAUAUAAAUCACACCUAAGUCGCAGAAACACCCAAACCAUGAAAAAAAGUGCAACUUAUAGUAUGAAAAAUACGGUAUAUAUUUAUAUGUGUUUUCACCACUUAUAAAUGCCUUGAAAACCAUGCAGUCUUACUGUGAACAGGCUUCCCUCUCCACAGAUCUGACCAGGAACUUCUGGUCUGGUGGAGUCACCUGUUUGUGUCCAUGGAGGUAGAUUUCUUAAAGGGCACACUGUGGAAUAUUCCAGCUAAGAAUAAAUAAGGUGACAUAAGAGUACUAUGAAGUUAUGAAUUAAUUGGAGUAAUAUUAUUUGUAAAAAACAUGAAGAUGGUUUAUUCAAGAAAUUAUUAAUAAGAUGAAUUUUAUUACAUUUUAAGUAUAUAAAAGGUAUUUAUUUUUGUAUGUAUUCAUUUUCUAAUCAGCUUCUUUCAUCUGAUCUAAAACAACAGCCUUGAAUUGUUGAUCAUGGGUUUUAGCGAGUGUCCCAAGAUUUAAUUUGAUGCCCCAAAAUGACCUUAAGGAAAAAAAAAAUAGUAAUUGUAUUUGUAAUUUGCACAUUGUAAAUAGCAUGCAGCUGGUCUGUAUGUAAAAAACACAUAUAUAUUAUAGAAGAGCAGUUUUAUUUAUAAUAUUUCUUGCUGUUUGGUCACGAUUGGCUUUGGUCUUUAGAUGCAUUUCACCGUUGCUCUGUUUUCCGCUACAACUGGCACCUGUUCCGAUUUUAAUUUUAAGGUCAAAAUAAUGACCAAAAACUCUACGGGGGUUGGAACGAAAUUGUGAAAAUGUUACAUUCAUGCAAACCAAAAUGCUCAAAGAAUUAUUUAAGUAGUUUCAAGUGAAAGUCCUGGUUUAGACCUGGUUAAAGAGUUUGUAUCUAUCUGCCUUUUAUUUCUAGUUCAGUUCAAACACCUUUUAAUCCUAACAAUUUUAGGAGCUUGUUGUGAAAAAAAAAAAGACUGAACGAUAUGGAUCCUGCCUGUGCAUUUUUAAAGGCAUUUUGUUUGACAAGAACCAUAAGAACCACAAACAAAUAGCUUUAUUGUCAAUUUCUUCACAUGUACUAGACAUACAAAAGAAUCAAAAUAACGUUUCUUUCUGUCCCAUGUGCACAGAUACAACAAAUAACAUCAUCUCUAACCACUACAGCAGGCAUCUCCAACCUUUUUAUUCUGGUGAUCUAUCUUCAUAAACCCAAAAAUGUCAAAGAGCUACUAAUUUUAUCUGUCAAAAGAAAUUAACUACAGGUUGGAGACCCGACCUGCACCACAGUAAUCAUAGAUAAAUAAAUUAAGCUAAAAACACUAGUGUACAGUUCAGUGCAUUUCAAGUCAGAUCAAGUAUCAGCAGCAGUAAUAAGAAACAGCAGAAUGUUGCAGAACACAAAGCAGUUUCUUAUGUGGGUCUAGUGGAGGAGUGUCAAACUCAAAUUCGCAGAAAAUUAAAAACUGGGACUAAGUCGUGGGCCAAACUAAAUAUUUAAUGGAAAAUUUCGACAACAUCUGCAUGUUUUCUCUUCUUUCGAGAUAUGUAAUGUUAAACCUUUUCUUGUUAAAAUAAAUGUUUAAUAAUAGUUUUGCUUAAACAUUGAAACCAGAACAAGCAUAAUAUAAAAUAAUAACAACAUUUAAAAUAAAUAAUGUCUCUAUAGUCGAUCUGUAGCCGGCGGGCAGCUCUAAUACAUGUUUGAUAUGAUCUCGUGGACCAAAUAUAUCACGAGUCAGGUUGAGUCUGAUAUGUCUGGUCUUUUUGGGGGAUUGGGGAGGGGGAGGUCUAAGUCCAGGUGUUCUUUGGGAAGUUCUGUUCUUGGGGAGGUGCAGAUUCCUAGCUUCCUGGCAGCCUGGUUGGUAGAGAGGGAAGAGAGUUCGGUACCCGUUGUUCAGAAUUGGGCUUAGUCCUGGAUUACCACCUACAGUACAUUCUUAUUUUAUUUGUCCUUGUGAGUAUCACCAGAUCUAAACCAGGUCUAUACUAGGACUAAACUAGGACUAUACCAGGUCUAAACUAGGUCUACACCAGGUCUAAACUAGGACUAUAUCAGGCCUUUACUGGGUCUAAACUAGGACUAUACCAGGUCUAAACUAGGUCUACACCAGGUCUAAACUAGGACUAUACCAGGUCUAAACUAGGACUAUACCAGGUCUAAACUAGGUCUACACCAGGUCUAAACUAGGACUAUACCAGGUCUAUACUUGGUCUAAACUAUGUCUACACCAGGUCUAAACUAGGACUAUAUCAGGUCUUUACUAGGUCUAAACUAUGUCUACACCAGGUCUAAACUAGGACUAUAUCAGGUCUAUACUAGGACUAUAUCAGGUCUAUACUAUGACUGUACUAGGUCUAAACUAGGACUACACCAGGUCUAAACCAGGACUAUAUCAGGUCUAUACUAGGUCUAAACUAGGUCUACACCAGGUCUAAACUAGGACUAUACCAGGUCUAUACUAGGACUAUAUCAGGUCUAUACUAUGACUGUACUAGGUCUAAACUAGGACUACACCAGGUCUAAACCAGGACUAUAUCAGGUCUAUACUAGGUCUAAACUAGGUCUACACCAGGUCUAAACUAGGACUAUACCAGGUCUAUACUAGGACUAUAUCAGGUCUAAACUAUGACUAUGCUAGAUCUAAACUAGGACUACACCAGGUCUAAACUAGGACUACACCAGGUCUAAACUAGGUCUAAACUACGAGAUGUGUGAAGAAUCCCUCAGUCGUCCAGGUAGAAUCCAUGGCGAGGAGAAAAUUCAGUUUGUUGACUGGACAAAAGUUAUUUUGAAGACGUUUCGCAGCUCAUCCAAGCUGCUUCUUCAGUUCAGAACUGGUCUAAACUAGGACUAUACCAGGUCCAAAUUAUGGCUAUACCAAGUCUAAACCAGGUCUAUAACGGGACUACACACUUCCACAAGUACAGUCAGAUUGAAAUGUGUUUUGAACUGACUCUAAAUUCAACAAACAUUUUAAACUACAGAGAAAUACCACAAUUUUAAAAGGUCUGAUCCAACCACAGCUAAAAAACAUAUUAUUAUUAUUAUUUAUAUUAGCCUCGUGUGUUUUGUUCAAACCACCCAGAUUUCCUCGGAUCAUCGUCGGGGGUGGUGCCAGUUUUAGCGGAGCCCGUGUCCGUGUGGGUGGGUGUGUCGUUGGCAGGGGUCGGUGCUGUGAAUACUUUUGUAACAUAAGGACUUGUACAGAGAUUUUCCUAAAGUCUCCGGAUCAUUGCCUGAUAUCUGUGAGCUGUGCUGUACUUCCUCUGUUAUGGCAUGUUCCCUUGGGCAGCUUUAAGUUUCAGGCUCCCACUUAUUACAAUAGGACUGAAGAAAACACGCUCUUUUAUUAGAUUUUACUUUUAACUCUCUUCAAAAACAAACGAGACGGUGAUAUUAAUAAAGAUGCACUGUGUAGCUUUUCUGGUGUAACUCCCACAGUACAGCAUUAAACGUAUCUAUCUAUAUUACUCGUUUACACAUUUUAAUUGCGCAAAAAUACCUUGAAAAACAUGUGUACUGUAAGCGGGCUCGCCUCUACACAGAUCUGUCACACAUGCGAGUUUACAAGAAGAUGGGCAGGUUUAGUGCUAUAGUGUGGAAUAUUCUAGACACACUUUCAAAAUUGGAAAGCUACAGUGCAACUUAAAAUGCAUUGCUUCAUGAAUGUCGGACUUCUGGUCAUCGCGCAGUGCAUACUGGGGAGGAUCCUCUGAAAAAGUGAGCAUCAAAUCGCCAUGUUUGAUUUCCUAGUGGGAUGCGUCUAUUGACAAAGUCUAUCUUUUCAAGGCUUUUGAGCCAUAUCACUUUUGUUUCUGGUUCUGAUAGUGUUAUAUUUUAGUUAUGGGAUUCAGACAUCGUAAUUGUGUGGUUGUUGUAUGUCCUAACAGCGGAA
Boleophthalmus pectinirostris (great blue-spotted mudskipper) is the source of this 9337-nucleotide messenger RNA. RefSeq names its product WD repeat-containing protein 26. The transcript has 13 exons. Bases 428 to 1930 code for a protein of 500 amino acids. The record is from RefSeq and is a predicted model, not a curated record. Gene Ontology annotation, cellular component: GID complex. Gene Ontology annotation, biological process: proteasome-mediated ubiquitin-dependent protein catabolic process. Gene Ontology annotation, molecular function: protein binding. NCBI's taxonomy places the organism in Eukaryota, Metazoa, Chordata, Actinopteri, Gobiiformes, Gobiidae.